UGUUACAUUCUCACGGGUUUGAUGGCAGGUUUGUAAUUGCAGGUGGUGUCUUGCUCUCCUGCGGAGCAUCCAAGGACAGAGCAGCUGAGCUCCAACUCUAAUACCUUACGCACACGUUUCCCCUCAAACACCCUUUUGUCCCUCCGAGCUGAACUCCCGCAUACACAGCGAGCAAGUUUGCCCACAAUAUCUGUCGCACGGAUGGUUGUGCGGAUUGUACCCUUUCAUAGUGGUCUCAUUGUCCCCGCACUGCAUUCUGGGGCUCCGUGUGACACCUGCCGCCCAGUUCAGGUAAACGGGAGGCGGUGAAUGCCCGCCGCAUCCGAGCCACUCAGGUCGGAUUUCUGCGCUUUUUUCAAAGGAAGCGACAGCGGGGGUUUCCUCUCUCUCCAUCGCUUCUAUGCCUGAGGUAUUGUUGCAUAUCGCCUCUCCGGAGCUAAACGGGACAGUGCUAUGUGGACUCACCCCAAAAGCAAAACUUGCGAGGUGUACUGCGUCUCCGGGCAUGGACACUCAGGCUGCUCCGCUCCACAGGGAGAGGGAGAGUUAAAGGAGCCCACCCAGUCACCGAGCCCCCCCACGAAGCCCGAGGACCAGGCAGAGAAGAGAGUGGAAGGGGUGCGAGCUCCAGCCUGUGGCUCCUGGAGGAGAUGGAUGUUGGGUCUCCUGCCUUUCUUUCCCUUCACUGCUGCCAUUGCACUGACUCUCCACUACUUAACAUCUCCACCUUGCUCAGUGUUCUUCCUCGGAGGCAGCGUGGAGUUCCCAAACCUGAGCUUCUCCUCAGAGCUGACUGACUCCACCUCCCCUCAGUUCCGCCUGCAGGCUCAGGCUUUGAACCAUUAUUUCUCAGAGCUCUAUGAGUCCUCCCCGUGGAGCUCUUACUACCUGCGCUCAGGAAUUACUGCCUUCAGUGAAGGAACAGAAGGGCUCAAUGUCUUCUACUGGAGUAAAUUCUCUGCCCCAGACAAUGUUGCCAUGGAAAUCCAGAGGUCCAGCCCAGAGAGGCUGCAGCGACGACUCCCCGGCAGCAACAAGGUGCAGCGGGACAGUCGCAACGAGCAGCGCUACUUAAUGGAGCAAGAUGACGACACGCUCCACCUACUGGGUUUGGACCCUGAUGACUUUGAAGCAGACGAGAAAUCAGACAAAAUUAAAAAUCCAAAUAAUAUCCAGAGUGGGAAAUGGCAGCUUGGCUUCCAAGCCAUGUCUUUUGACCUCUACGCCAAAUAUGGGAACAACCGCACGCUGAGCCUCGUGAGUCCCAAGAAGCCAUACUACCAGUGGCGUCUUCGUGUGCCAUCAGGUCACGUGGUUCGACUGGUCGUCCUCACCCUUCAUGGCGCCACACCGGGAAGCUGCACCGCCCACAAGCUCUCCGCCUAUGACUUCUUACUUCCUUUACAGAACAAGAUAAUCGCCAGGUGGUGUGGGCUGCCUCUGUCAGGCUCCUCUCCAGUCAUGAAGCUGACGUCCUCCGGCAACGUAAUGCUGGUCACCUUCUCUUUCAGCAGACAGCGAGAUGGAGCAAUCUUCAAAGCUUACUUCCAGGCCAUCCCAAAAGCAGGUUGUGGAGGGUCAAUUUCCUCCUGGAACGGUUCUAUUUCCUCACCCUACUACCCUUCUUAUUAUCCUCCUAACAUAGACUGCACUUGGACGCUUCGGGUGCCGUUGCCAGGAUACCUGAUCUCCAUGACGAUCGUGACGAUCGACAUUCAGGAUUCCCCAUCAUCGGACGGCUGUGAGAAAGACUGGCUGGACAUUGGAGGGUUGAAACUGUGUAAUCCGGUGUCAGACAGCAGUAAAAAGCGGGUCUACUCAUCUCCUCUCUCCCUCCACUUCCAUUCUGAUGAAUCUCUCACUCACAAAGGCUUCUACUUGUUAUACCGAGCCUUUUCUCCAGAGGGCACUUGCCCUCGGCAGUUUCGCUGUGGAGAUGGUCGCUGUAUCCCUCUGAGGAAGGUGUGUGAUGGAGUAAAGGACUGCUCAGAUGGGCGAGAUGAGGCUAAAUGCUCAUCCUGCAGGCCGGGUGAAGUGCUGUGUGGGAACGGUCAGUGCAAACCUCAGAGCAGCCAGUGUUUCAGUCAGAACAUCUGUCCAGACAGCAGCGAAGAGGGAACCUGUGGAGGUAAAUGUUACCACGUUUGUCCUAACAAGGUGUGUUUGCCGAAGUCUUCAGUGUGUGACGGUGUCAUUGACUGCAAAGACCGCAGUGACGAACUCAACUGCACCAGAGCAUAUCUCAAAGGCUGCUCCUCAUCCUCAUACAAAUGUGCCAAUGGAAAGUGUGUAAGUAAGGUGAACCCUGAGUGUGACGGAGUUAAAGACUGCUACGACGGCUCCGAUGAGCUGCGCUGUGGCUGCGGCACCAGGCCCAGGAAGCGGACUAAGAUAGUGGGAGGGUCUGACGCCGUGGCGGGGUCGUGGCCCUGGCAGGUCAGCCUCCAGAUGGAUCGCUACGGCCACGUCUGCGGAGCCACGCUGGUCUCCAACCGCUGGCUCAUCUCGGCAGCCCACUGUUUCCAGGACUCAGAUGCCAUCAAAUACUCAGAUGCUCGUGCGUGGCGGGCGUACAUGGGGAUGCGUGUGAUGACCACGGGGACCAACGGAGCCGCCACCAGACUGAUCCGCCGCAUCCUCCUCCACCCGCAGUACGACCAGUUCACCUCGGACUACGACAUCGCCCUCCUCGAGAUGAGCGCGCCCGUUUUCUUCAACGACCUGGUGCAGCCCGUGUGCGUCCCCGCGUCCUCACACACUUUCACCACGGGGACGAGCUGCUACGUCACGGGCUGGGGGGUUCUCAUGGAGGACGGUGAAUUGGCGACUCGCUUGCAAGAGGCCUCAGUGAAGAUCAUAAACAGAAACACCUGCAACAAGCUGUACGACGACGCCGUCACUCCCAGGAUGCUGUGUGCUGGGAACCUGCAGGGAGGUGUGGAUGCCUGCCAGGGUGACUCAGGAGGUCCGUUGGUGUGUCUGGAGCGUGGCCGGCGGUGGUUCCUGGCCGGGAUCGUGAGCUGGGGCGAAGGCUGCGCCAGGCAGAACCGCCCCGGCGUCUACACACAGGUGAUCAAGUUCACUGACUGGAUCCAUCAGCAGACCAAAGGACAGGUGUGACUGAACAUCACACUCACAUGAACAAAGUGACUUAACACACAGGACGAAGCUCUGAGGUCUGAGGUGUGUCUUCACAUUGUUGUCUUGACUUCAUGACAACAUGUACGGUCAGUUUUUUGGGAAUGAGUCCAAGACAGCGGGCCAGCAGGGGCAACAUGGCAGCUCUAAACCAUCCAGCUUCCUUACAAUCUGCAAACAGCGACUAUGUUGAAAUACACACACAUAAAAUCACUUAAAGUAAUUAUUAAAUUACUUUAAGUGGUUUUGAGUUGCUGCAAAUAAAUAUUAGAAUUUGGUUGAAAUGCAAAAUUACAAAAAACACUGUCACAUAAAAACACAGUUAGUGUUUGGGUCUUGAUGUCUGCACACGUCAACUGAACUGAGAGUUACUAGCAAAAUUAUGUUGGAUACAAUACGCUGAAACAUACUUAGCAAUUAUUAUUUUAUGUCUGUAUUAAAAAGUAAGAAAAUGGAAAGCCAGGUUGUUACAAAUACCACCAAUAUAUUGGUACACAAAUAUCUGACUGAUCGCCAACUUAUUUCUAUUUUCUCUUUGUUUUAGUUUUUCCCUUUAUAUUUAAUUAAACUUGCUUAUAGCAGCAAUUGUCACAAGUAAAUCUGAUCUUCUUACAGCUACAAAAAGCGACUCCUGGACACCGUCUAACUUACAAACAUAAAUUUAUUAAAGCGGAAUUUUGGUACUAGACCUCCAUCAGGCAAAUUGUCCUCUUAUAGCUAAAAAACACAAAUUUACAUAGAAACAUAAAUUCAAAUGAAAAUCCUGGUUAGCCCUCCGAACCCCAAAACCAUUGGAACCAUUGUAGUCCCAUUGGAAAAAAAUAACAAAAUGUAUCAUUAAAAUCCCUUUAUUCUGCUCUCAUUAAAAAAUGUGACAAAAAUACAUCAUUUACACUGAAGAGAUGCUCUAAAAAUUAAAAAAUUCAGCACUCCUCGGUGCAGCUGUGAAGCCAUCAGUGACUUGGCUACAACUAACAGUCCUGUGACAAAAAUUCAGGGAUUUUUCAGCAGAACUGCAGGCUACGUUUCUAUAGAGGAGAGGGAAAACAGUUUAAAAAUGCAGACGUUAAUUUAACUAUACUAUGUAGAGCCAACUUUUAAAAAAAAAUAUCACCUAUGGGCACUCGGAAAACAUUGUACAUGUUGAGUCCAGAUUUUUUAAUUUUUUGUAAAAAUAAAUAAUCGAAGAACUUGAACUUUUUUAGAAGAUUUAUGGCAUUUCUGACUUUCUUAUAAUGCACAAAAGCAUUUUUGAGGUCUCUCUACUUCUAGCCAUGGUUGUGCUGUUUCCAUAGAGGUGCUAGAGCUUAUAUUGCAGGAAAAAAUGACUGUACAGUGAGUAAAAAUGGCAAGAAAUUCCCAGAAAGUGCUUGGGGUUCAGAGGGUUAAACUGAUCUGCUUUCAGGACAAAGAAAACAAAGAGACUUGUCACCUAUUUGAUCUUUCAGCUCUUGUUGUGCUCUGUCAGAAUUGAUCUAGAUUCCUUUCUGCUUUCUGCCGUGUCAAAACUUGGCACUUAUACAGACAAUUACAGCUCAUGCAUGGAUGCAGAGCAGGGAUGUGGCAGUCAGUUCCCUUCUUUAUGAAAAUAUCCCAGGUGUUUGUUCAUUUUCAAAAUAAAAUCAUGAUUAAAGCUAUCAGGCUUUGUGUGGCUUCUACUGCAACCACACAGCUGUAGUAUGCCCAUAGAGGCUUUAAUGCUAAUGUCAGUAGCAGCUUUAAAUUACAGACAUCGGGCUUCACAACAGAUCUGAUAAGGACCAUUUGCCAGAGUAUCUCGUGCAUGUAAAUGUAGCCAAUUACUUCCCGGUUUCACUAAUGUUUCUGCUCCCAUUGUUUACUGCAGAGAUAAACCACACGUGGUGCUGCUUGCCAACAAAAAUUCAAUCAGCCUUUUUAUUGAAUGUGGAAAGAGUUCUCUCCCAGAAAAAGUACAUGUUCUCGCCCUCGUCUACAUCCGUCUGUGUACUGUAUACUCCUGUGUGUUCACAACUCACUUCAUGACUUCAAGAGUUGUUUUUGUACUGUAUGUGUAUGUAUGUGCAUUUGUAUAUCAUGUGUUUAUCCGAGUCAUAGCCUUAUGCUCAAUAUAUUCUGGAAUUGUAGAGAAGUGAACAGUCCCUCUAUAGGAGGUGCUUUUCAGUUUUACUGUGAUUUAAUUUAUCUUUAUGGUGCCUGCUUUGUGCUUGAUGUUCAGUGAAAAUCAUGAAACCACGGUGCAGUUGAUGGCGGUAUGUGAGGAAAAUAAUCAGAUCACUAGGAGAGACUCUUACCAAUCUUUUCCAUGUACACACUUGGGCUUUUUUUUUUACUUCUUCCCUUCUCAUUCAGCUCACAUCACCACCCAGUGGCCAGUGUGUCCCAUCACCUCUUUUACUGUAUCUCCUGAAGGAAUGGUCACUUCCUUGCACCUUACACCCAAAGAAUUAAGAACACUGCAGUUUGCAUCAUUGUUAAAUAAUGUCAGAUUAUUUGCCUUUAUAUUAAAGACAUCAUUACCAGA
Molecule: messenger RNA, 5641 nt
Organism: Amphiprion ocellaris (clown anemonefish)
Lineage: Eukaryota; Metazoa; Chordata; Actinopteri; Pomacentridae
Product: suppressor of tumorigenicity 14 protein homolog
Exons: 19
Coding region: 454-3120 (888 amino acids)
Biological process (GO): acrosome reaction; proteolysis
Molecular function (GO): serine-type endopeptidase activity; protein binding
Source: RefSeq, a predicted model, not a curated record